UGUAAUAGAAUGACAAUAAUAGGGAAGGAUCAUAUUGUUUUGAUAGUAGCGACAGAUGAAUAUAGUGACGUAAAUAAGUUUAAGUAUACUAAUCAAUAAUUGGGUGUCACGUAUUAUGUAACGUGAUAAACAUUGAAACAUUCUGCUAAUAGCGAAGUAGUGGCGAAGUACGUCGGCACACGUACAGCAGGAUACUUUUUUAGACUUGUGUUCCAUGUAUCAGUUAAAGGACGCAAGCGUGGCCUAUAUUUGCUGUAACUGAAUUCGGAAAACAUUCGUUAUGCAAGGAGAAACAAGAUUGCUAAAAGUAUUUACUAUGAAUUGCUGGGGAAUACCACUGGUAUCCAAGAAUCGGCAUGAAAGAAUUACUGCCCUGGCAGAUCACUUGGCAACAUGUGACUAUGACUUUGUGUGCCUACAGGAACUAUGGUCAGAAUAUGAUUACCACUUUAUUAAGGAAAAAACUGUUGACUCCUUACCAUAUUCACAUUACUUCCACAGUGGUGUGCUGGGCUCCGGUCUCUGUGUUCUUUCACGAUUUCCAAUAGAAGACGUUUUUUUCCACCAGUGGCCUAUGAAUGGAUAUAUGCACAAAUUACAGCAUGGAGACUGGUUUGGUGGUAAAGGUAUUGGUGUAUGCCGUAUCCAACUGGAAGAUGUUUAUGUGAAUGUGUAUACUGCUCAUCUGCAUGCGGAGUACAAUCCAUCAAAUGAUGAGUACUUGGCACACCGUGUACUUCAAGCACUGGAUGCAGCACAGUUUGUACGGCUAACAGCAGCAGGCUCCGAUGUGGCUAUCUUGGGUGGUGACCUUAAUGCACUGCCUGGUGACCUUGCCCAAAGAAUUAUUUGCUUAUAUGCAGAAUUAGAAGACAGUUGCUGUGUGGCUCAUCCAAUGGAGACCCACAAAAAUUUUGGUACAAAUGAAACAGCAGCCAACAGCUAUACUGGUAAAAAAGUAGCAAGGGAGCAACCUGAGGGUAAAAGAAUAGAUUACAUAAUGUUUCGGACGUCAUCAAGAGUGAAGGUUGAGCGUGUUCAGUACAAGCAUCCACUACCAGAUCGUGUUCCACAACACAGUUUCAGUUACUCUGAUCAUGAUGCAGUCCUAGCGACACUGGAGCUAUCUGUCAUGUCUCCUGAAGCUCAACCACAAAUUGAUGAACCGAAGCCAGAUCCAAUACCCGCUCUGACUGAGGGAGUGGCAGUUUGUGGCAGCGCACUUCGCCAGCUUCGAAGAUCCCGCCGCAUUUACUGGGUGUUUUCUGUGCUGUUCUUCGUCGUAGUUGUGUGUGCAACAGUAUUUGAUGCGCCAGAAGCUUAUGACAAGAUACUCGAUGUGGUUAUUGCUGUGGCUUCUAUUUUGUUUUGUUUUACACUUUUUAUGUGUUCUUUGUGGAACCCAAUAGAAGUUAAUGCAAUACGAGCUGGAAAGUUAGCAAUGGAAGUGACAUUAGCUGCUGCAGAACUGCGUCUGGCAGGUAAAGAUUUAUAGAUGGGGUGCAAGCAUUUAUACAAAUGCUCAAAUUUACUCGCAUUUAUAGCUUGCCAGUACAAAUUAUCUUGCCAAUUUCUCUGCAAGUGCUGGCAGACUUAAGAACUCUGCCGUACUCAGAAAGCUCAUUUAUUUUGGGACCACAUUUUGAUGUGGGGAAGCAGCAGUGAUCUAAAUGUGAAUUUAAACUAUUUUGGGAGAUAAAUAUCUUAGCUUUUCUCUCGAUUCUUGGUUGUACCAAAGCUCAAUUUAAAACUACAUGCUUCUGAAACGUACAGAGCUGUAGUUUUUUCUGUAACACUGUAGUAGAUAGGCCCCUGUUUAUACAUUUUAUAUGAAAUUCUAUUGAAUUCUAAAAACUUUUUUUUUAUUUUAAAGGGUGAACUAGGUCUGCACAUGUUUAUUUAAGAAGACCAAAACAUAUUGGAGCAGUAUUUAGCUCGUAAAAAUUGUGGUUAUAAUCACUGUGUUUACACAGAACAGUAUCUUCUUGUAAAUUCUGGACAAUCUGGUUUUCAUACUGAGAAAAAAGACACUCUCACUCUAUGGCUGAACAAAUGAUGAAUUACCUGCAAACAGACCCUUAUCUUUAUCAUUCUUUCUGCCAUGAGGUGAAUAACUAUUCCCCUUUUGUUACCUUUUGCUUUUCACUUACAUGUAAAAUAGUUUUUCUACCUGUGACAGAAAAAAUUUAAUGCUUGCUUUCAGUUUCUUGAACAAAUAUUUUUUGCAGUUCGAGAAUUUUAGAAUCAAGGAGCCAAUUUUAAAACAUGUACAGUUGAAUUGCCUUGUGAUGAAUGAGUGCUCUAGCACAUAAGAUGAAACCACCGAAAGUAUUGUGUAGACAGAAGUGCUGUUGUGUGGAUGUGUGAUACAAAACUUGUUUGUAACAAAAUAUUACUCAUUCAAUGCUGGGACCAGAUGAAUAGAUAAAUUUCUUGAUUUAUUAAUGAUUCAGUUGAGCAUCUCUUUUCUGUCAGGUGCUAAGUACAUAACUUUACACUUGCACAUAUAGGUUUUCUUUUUGUCAUUAUCAUUAAUUUUUUUAUGGAUGAAAAUGGAUCAACAGCUAAGUAAACAUUUUAGUUUUUUCUUUUCUACAUUGACACAUUUCUUAUUAUUAUUCUAUGCUUUUUAAGGAUGUGGAUUGCCCUUUCAGUCUCCUAUACAAAGAGAACCAUGUUCUACCUUCCUGUUGUGAAGUUGAUUGUGGAGUCUGUCCAUAUGAACAAGAGAGAGAAUUGUCAGGAGUCGAAAUGAGGGAUGAUGAACAUUUUUCAAGGUGUAUAAUGGAUGUUGAAACAGAAUAACUAAAUGUGCAUAUAUGUUAAUGGAAGUUUUGGACAGAAGGGGAAGCUUUCAUGAACUUACGUGAGGUAACGGUCUUAAGUAUUUGAAAGGAGAAAAAUUCAGACUCAAUAUAUAUAUUAAUAUCUGGUACAAGUCAGAUACGUAAUCCAUUUCAGCAUUGAGGUUUAGAAAGAGAGUAAGUAUCAUAGUAACAGGAAAAGUGUGUGUGUCAUUGUUGCCAAUUGUUGAUUGCAUCUGAGGGAAAUAAAAAAAUUCUGUGGUCUUCGUUUGUGAUGCUCAUCACUCUUACCCAGUAAGAUAGUUGUCUAUAUGGAAAUGCAGACUUUCACAGUGAAUCUCGAUGAUGACGUUUUCUCAGGUUAUCAGCCGAGUCAAGGUGUUGUCCUGCUGCAGAAUGAUGCCUUGACUCAGCUAAGAUAAUUGUCAGCUGUUAGUGACAUUGCAUAUUGAGAAGACUUUUUGGGUCAGUUAUUAAGUGUUUAUUUGAUGUCACUAUGAAAACAGUGUUUUAUCUGAUAGGUCUUUGAACUGUUCUUCCAAAGUAGAAAAUUCCAUCUAAAUUAGUUAACUGUUCCCAUACCAAGUGAAGUUAUUUAGCAUUAAAAGACUAGACUUAUAUCUAGAUAGCAAAGGGUUCAAAUCUCCAUCCACUAACCUUGAUUCAGGUUUUCCCAAUUUACCUAAGUAAGUUAAGGUGAAAAUCGAGGCAUUGCCAACUCCUUUCCAUAUUCUCCUUGACUGAGCUAGUGAUUCACCAGUAAUUACCACAAUGAUGGUGGCAUAUUACACCAUAUCUUCUUUAUACAGUGUGCAGCUCAAGGGCCGUUCUUGACAAUAAUAAACACAAUUGCGUGGUCUGGUAUUUUGACAUUGAUACGCAUAUUGCUGAUCAGCUAGGAUGACUGAAAGCUGACCAUAUUAUAUCACAUCCUUUAGGAUAGUUAAUGAUAAACAUUGAUCUGUCAGUUUCACUGUGUCAUGUAAGUAUCU
Molecule: messenger RNA, 3796 nt
Organism: Schistocerca americana (American grasshopper)
Lineage: Eukaryota; Metazoa; Arthropoda; Insecta; Orthoptera; Acrididae
Gene: nSMase
Product: putative neutral sphingomyelinase
Exons: 7
Coding region: 281-1495 (404 amino acids)
Cellular component (GO): cytoplasm
Molecular function (GO): sphingomyelin phosphodiesterase activity
Source: RefSeq, a predicted model, not a curated record